AUGCCCAUCUAUACAGAGUUCCUGGAUUUUCUGGAGAAGCGGGAAAACUGCGGCGUGGAGAUAACACAGAGAAGUCCCACGAAACAAUCUCAUCCGACAGAACGCGACAAGAAAAGAGAGUUUGCCACCGACGACAUCACACGCUGCUACACAUGCCCGAAGAAGCAACAGAAACCAGUAAGUCAAAAUCAGUCCAAGAGUGAGAACACUACGAAAUGGCCGAUGGGGAAGCAGAAGAAGAUAUUCGUUGCUAAUACUAUCAUGUCCGAGCUAGCUUCGCGAAGUAGCUCGGAAUCCAACAACGAAGAUGUCAUAUCCCCAUUGGCGGACACAACACAAUCUCCACGAUCGCAAGAGCCACCUUCAAAGCAAUAA
Heterotrigona itama is the source of this 375-nucleotide messenger RNA. The record is from the annotation of a GenBank genome assembly. Lineage: Eukaryota; Metazoa; Arthropoda; Insecta; Hymenoptera; Apidae.